Molecule: messenger RNA, 5289 nt
Organism: Rana temporaria (common frog)
Lineage: Eukaryota; Metazoa; Chordata; Amphibia; Anura; Ranidae
Gene: PIAS3
Product: protein inhibitor of activated STAT 3
Exons: 14
Coding region: 38-2116 (692 amino acids)
Biological process (GO): protein sumoylation; regulation of transcription by RNA polymerase II
Molecular function (GO): SUMO ligase activity; transcription coregulator activity; zinc ion binding
Source: RefSeq, a predicted model, not a curated record
GCCAGAGAAAAGCCGCCCUCUCCCUGUACACAGGCGGAUGACCCUCUUCCUAUUUCCUGGUGUGUCCCCCGUGCAGUGCGGGGCCCGAGGAGUCUUUGUGGGUCCGAAUCUCACCCAUCCCCCCCCUUCCGACCGGAUCUAUCACCCGGACAGACGAGGAGUCGGGGCUCCCCCCGCAAGAUCACCCCUCCCCCAUCACAGCCCGAUCCGGCGCCUGGUUAUGAGCUUCAGAGACUCAGCGCUGCAGUUUUUCCUGGACUGUGCGGAGAGCGACGGAAGUGGGCGGGAUCAGGAGCUUCUCGCUUUCCUCCCACUCAGAUCUGGCUCCACCCCCAGCAGCCCGAUGAAGAUCAAAGAGCUCUACCGGAGGCGAUACCCGCGGAAGAUCCUGAACAGCGGGGACCUGACCAUGCUGCACGUGCAGAGCGGAGCCCUGCCCAACACCGCCGCGCUGGCGCAAGGGUCCCUGUGCCACCUGAGCUACGACAACGGCGCCAUGGCGACCGGCGUCCCCUCCUCCAUGCUGCCGCCUCUGCCCAUGCUGAGCCCGAAACAAGAGCCGGACGUCCAACACCUCUCCCCGCCCAUCCUCCCCGUCCACCCCGACGUCAAGAUGAAGAGGCUCCCCUUCUACGACGUGUAUGAUGAGCUCGUCAAGCCCACCACACUCGCUUCAACCAACACCCAGCGGUUUGAAGAGGCCCAUUUCAGCUUCGCAUUGACCCCCCAGCAGGUCCAUCAGAUCCUCACUUCCAGGGAUAUAUUGCCGGGAGCAAAAUGUGAUUACACAGUACAGGUUCAGCUCAGGUUCUGUCUUUGUGAGACCAGCUGCCCCCAGGAGGACUAUUUCCCCCCCAACCUGUUUGUGAAGGUGAACGGCAAGCUUUGCCCGCUGCCGGGUUACCUUCCCCCCACCAAGAACGGCGUCGAGCCCAAACGGCCGAGUAGACCCAUCAACAUCUCGCCGCUGAUCCGCCUCUCCUCCACCGCGGCCAACAGCAUCGUGGUCAACUGGUCCUCCGAGUUCGGCAGGAAUUACUCCCUCUCCGUGUAUCUGGUAAAGCAGCUGACGUCGGUCACUUUGCUGCAAAAACUGCGGGCCAAAGGCAUCCGGAACCCGGACCACUCCAGAGCGCUGAUAAAAGAAAAACUGACAGCCGAUCCUGACAGCGAAAUCGCCACGACCAGCCUGAGGGUGUCUCUGAUGUGUCCGCUGGGUAAGAUGCGUCUGACGGUUCCCUGCCGGGCGAUCACCUGCACACACCUCCAGUGCUUCGACGCCGCGCUGUACCUGCAGAUGAACGAGAAGAAGCCGACCUGGACCUGUCCCGUCUGCGACAAGAAGGCGCCGUACGACACGUUGAUCAUCGAUGGCCUCUUCAUGGAGAUCCUGAACAACUGUACGGACUGCGACGAGAUCCAGUUCAUGGAGGACGGUUCCUGGUGUCCCAUGAAACCCAAGAAGGAGAAGCAGGAUCUAUGUCAGACGCAGACUUACGGCACCAUCGACACCGGCGCGCUCUACAGCCUCAGCCCCGACUUCAAGCUCAACGCCGAGAGCAUGAAAAGGGUGGAGGUCAUUGACCUGACCCUGGACAGCUCGUCCGAUGAAGACGAACCCCCAGCCAAGAGGACCUGUCCCAUCACCUCCACCAUCAUGCCUUCCAUGGGGUCCAAAGGGGUGAUCAGCCUCGACCAUCAAACAUCUUCCGUGUUGAGAAGCCCUCCCUUGACGACUAUAGGCAGCGAUUACCUGUCGAGUCUUCCCAUCCCAGACUACCAUCGGACUUUCCCAGUACCAAGUGAACUUCAGGGACUCGACCUCUUCUCGUUCCUUCAGACCACUGAUAAUCAGCACUACAGCCCCUCAGUCAUCACUUCCUUGGACGAACAAGACACCCUCAGCCACUUCUUCCAGUACCGUCCCACGCCGUCGCAUUAUAUGAGCCCCCUGACCCAGGCCAUAACGGCCUCCCACACCACCAGCAGCAGCGCCAGCCGGAUCAGCAGCAUCGUGUCCACCAGUACGUUACGGGAAAGCCACACCCACAGCGCCUCACAAAACCCCUCCUCCACGUUACCAGGGUGCCGACCAGACAUUAUAUCCCUGGACUGAGCGGACGCUUCUCGCUCGGCGACCGGCUCACCAAGCCUGGCGGACGUAUUCCUAUUCCCGGAAUCCUCCUCGGGACCGGACGCCGCAUUAUCAUCAACCAAGACAGACGCAGGAAAAUACCGCCAUGGAGUGACUUUUUAAAUCGGUUUUUAGUAUUACGAUGUCUCCUCUGUAGCCACGUGGCGGCGGCUAUGGGCGGUCAUAUCAUAGUUUUAUAUCAGGCCAUUUCUUUAGCCCCAAAUUACCUGAAGGGUUGGAAAAUGUUGGGUACGAUUGGCCGAUCCGUUUUGACUUUUCAGCCCGUUGGUACAACCAAUCAAUCCGGAUUAAUGCUCAAAUUACAUUGUAUCUUUUUAUUUUUUUAUUUUAAGGUUACAGAAAUAUGUGGGUGGAGUCUGACCUCUCUAUGGCCGGAUUAUUCUGUUGUCGCAUUAACGGUCGGCCAUGGAGGCGUUUAGGAAGCUCCUCCUGUGCGUUCGAUUCCCCCAGAGGGCACUAUAUCAUCUCUCAUAUCCCACCUCGAAAUUGAAAAUCCCUUCCCGCCCUUUUAGAGGAUUCCAAACGCCCAAGGCGGGGGUUGAAACGUUUGUGGGGUGAGUCGGUCCUUAGAAAUACAAAUCGCAUUAACGUUCGGCCCUGUAGGAAAUGUCUUCUGAGCGUUCGGGCCCCCAGAGGACGCUAUAUCAUCUCACACAUCCCAGCUGGAAAUUAAAGAUCCUUACCCCUCUUCUUGCCCACCGCGGCAUCCUUUUUAAAAGGUUCCAAACGCCCAAGGGGGGGUAAAAAGGUUUAGCGAUCAUGUGACCACUCUGGCUGCCACAGGGGUCACAUGACCGUUAGCUGGCCGUCUUUGAUAACUUUGGGCUUUAGAUUUUGCUCCGCCCCGACUGCACCUACUUCUGGGCUUGGUUCUAGACUAAACCCAGGAGUGGGUGAAACACGUUUUGUGGGUGGAAAGGUUUGGCGAUCAUGUGACCACUGUGAUUGGCUGUCACCGUGGUCACAUGACCGGUAGCUGGCUGUCUUUGAUAACUCAGGCGUCAGAUUUUCCUCCGCACCUACUUUGCCUACUUCUGCGCUUGGUUCUAGACUAAGCCAGGAUUGGGUGAAAUGCGUUUUGGGGGGGGUGGAAAGGUUUGGCGAUCAUGUGACCAGUGAUUGGCUGCCAGAUGAUCGGGAGCUGGCUUUCUUUGAUAACUCGGGCUUCAGCUUUACCUUUGCCCAGACCGCACCUCUUUACCCACUUCUAGGCUAGGUUCUAGAAGAAGCCCAGGAGUGGGUGAAACACGUUAUUGGGUCUGAAUUGGGCACAUGUAUUGUCAUUAAAGCCCAUCCCUUGUCCUGCGGCAACAGGUUGGCAAAGAUCAGAAAAAGUAAUUUCGAUGACCGAGGCUCCCCCCCCCCCGUAGCCACAGCAAUGCGUUAAUUAGAAAUGGGAAGAUGGAGCGCAAAUGCUUCCCCCUCCUCAACACGGAACCCUCUCCAUUCUCCAAGGUUGUCCCCACCUUCCUCCUCGGUCCAGCUCUGGCGGUCCUGACUCAUCCCGGGCCUUCAGGAGGCUCAUCGGUACGCAGGCUGGGCUCACAGUACUGAGUGAGGCCCACCCAACCCCAUCGCCCCCCUUUGGCGGAGGAGUAGAAAACUGUCAUGAUGUAGGUACAUAUAGGAUUUUUUUAUUUUAUUUUUUUAAACUGAAACUGCCUAUUGGGUCCUCAGGGAAUGGAUGGUAAGGAGAUCCUAUAUAAAGAGUGCUCUGGCUUGGUGCAUUGACUUGGGUCAAACCACCUUCAUUCAUGUAUGAAGAGACCUCAUGGGAGGGGCUUUGCACAUAAUCCUGCAUGAAGAAACCUCAUGGGAAGGGGGCUUAGGGCAACCCCCCCUGGAGAGAAUCAUGAAUGAAAAGACCUCAUGGGAAGGGCUUUGGAAAAAAAACUGAGGAGAGAAUCAUGCAUGGAUACUUAAAGGAGGGGGGGGGGGGUGGACUAAACUGAGGAGAAAAUUAUGCAUGAUAAGACCUCUUGAUAAGGGCUUUGGACACAAUUCAUGAGAGAAUCAUGCAUUAAAAGACCUUAUGGGAAGGGCUUUAGACUAAAUUUAGUAGAGAAUCAUAGAGAGACCUCAUGGGAGGGGCUUUAGACUAAAUGUAGGCGAGAAUCAUGAAGACAUUUUAUGGGAGGGGCUUUAGACUAAAUUUAGGAGAAUCAUGCAUGAAUAGACCUCAUGGGAGGGGCUUUGGACUAAAUUUAGGCAAGAAUCGUGAAGAGACCUCAUGGGAGGGGCUUUAGACUAAAUUUAGGAGAGAAUCAUGCAUGAAAAUAACUCAUCGGAGGGGCUUUGGACAAACGGCCUGGAGAGAAUCAUGCAUGAAAAGACCUCAUGGGAAGGGCUUUGGAAAAAAACUGAGGAGAGAAUCAUGCAUGGAUACAUAGGGGGGGGGGGGGGGGUGGACUAAACUGAGGAGAGAAUUAUGCAUGAAAAGACCUCUUGAUAAGGGCUUUGGACACAAUUCAGGAGAGAAUCAUGCGUUAAAAGACCUUAUGGGAAGGGCUUUAGACUAAAUUUAGUAGAUAAUCAUAGAGACCUCAUGGGAGGGGCUUUAGACUAAAUUUAGUAGAGAAUCAGAGAAACCUCAAGGAAAGGGGCUUUGGACUAAAUGUAGGCGAGAAUCAUGAAGAGAUUUUAUGGGAGGGGCUUUAGACUAAAUUUAGGAGAUAAUCAUGCAUGAAUAGACCUCAUGGGAGGGGCUUUGGACUAAAUUUAGGCAAGAAUCGUGAAGAGACCUCAUGGGAGGGGCUUUAGACAAAAAUCAGGUGAGAAGCAGGACCCAGUCCUGGAACAGUUUUAUCUAGCACCCAGGGCUGUUAAUGCAUGCCUUAGAAUGGGUUUACAGCCCUGUGUCUAUUCUCUGUCCCCUUGCUCUGAUGUGCCCAGGGCAACUGCCCCCACCCCCCUCGUAGGACCGCAGCAAUAGUUGAUAGUCCCUUUGCCUAUUUCAUUCAGUUUAUUAUGGUAAAACAAACAGUGGUUCUAAAGGAUCCCCUUGAGGCCCGAAUUGUUUUUAUUUUUUUCCUUUCAUUCAUUGAAAGCCAUACUUCAUGACAGAUGGGUUUGAUGUCGCCACCUACAGGAGCAGGACCAUAUGGAGUCACCAGUACAUUGAGCCCCCGAAAUGU